CCAUCACAGAUGAGACUCUGAGCUUCGUGGCUCGGAGCCGGCGCCUCCUGGUGGUGGUCAGUCCGGGCUACGCCUCGCAGGGCUCCCAGGCUCUGCUGGAGCUGAAGGCCGGCAUCGACGGCAUGGCACUGGGUGGACACCUGCGGGUCAUCCUGGUCCAGUACAAACCGGUCCAGAGGCAGGUUUGGGUCAGGGAGCUGAGGAGGGCCCGGGUGGCUCUGGCGCUGGUCCGAUGGCAGGGGGACAAGUCCAAAGAACUGACGUCCCGUUUCUGGAAGCGGCUGAGGGUGGAGCUGCCUGUCAGGAGGGUCAGCAGCAGGGAGGAGGGGCUUCUCAUGAGGCUCCACAGUCAGAACAGCACAAACUCCCAAACUGGACUCCUCAGCAGCACCAACGACCCGCUGAAGCUUUUUAACUCUGGAGUGUAGCAGCGCCCCCUGUAGGGUGCACAGCUCCCUGUAGGGUGCACAGCUCCCUGUAGGGUGCACAGCUCCCUGUAGGGUGCACAGCCCCCUGUAGGGUGCACAGCUCCCUGUAGGGUGCAGAGCCCCCUGUAGGGUGCACAGCUCCCUGUAGGGUGCAGAGCCCCCUGUAGGGUGCACAGCUCCCUGUAGGGUGCAGCGCCCCCUGUAGGGUGCACAGCUCCCUGUAGGGUGCAGCGCCCCCUGUAGGGUGCACAGCUCCCUGUAGGGUGCAGAGCUCCCUGUAGGGUGCAGCAGGGUGCAGCGCCCCCUGUAGGGUGCAGAACUGUCCUAAAGGAGCCUUAAAGCUGGACUGUUGGAGCCACAACAGAACCACUGACUUUGUUCUUUGAAAUUCAAGGGUUUUCAUCUAAAAUCUAAGAUUUUUACAAACGUAUCAGUUCUGUUUUCCUUCAGGCAGAAGCUGCUGGAGGAGCUGAACUUCAUCCAAACCUAGUUCUGAAAACAGUUUAGAAAAUAAACAUGAAAACAGAAUGAAGUGGUUUAUAAA
Messenger RNA from Austrofundulus limnaeus, 972 nucleotides. Its product is annotated as interleukin-1 receptor accessory protein. NCBI's taxonomy places the organism in Eukaryota, Metazoa, Chordata, Actinopteri, Cyprinodontiformes, Rivulidae. Gene Ontology annotation, biological process: signal transduction. The record is from RefSeq and is a predicted model, not a curated record.